This is a messenger RNA of Rotaria sp. Silwood1, 2190 nucleotides long. Lineage: Eukaryota; Metazoa; Rotifera; Eurotatoria; Philodinida; Philodinidae. The record is from the annotation of a GenBank genome assembly.
AUGAAUGAUGAACAUGAUGUAAAUGAAUUUAAGCAAAUUUAUAAUGAUUUAAUUCAAGAACGCGAUAAAUUAGUAAAUGAAAUAACCCAAUUACGUCAUGAACUUGAUGAAAAUGCGUUGAAAGACCAUGAUCAAAAAAGACAAAUUCAUGAAGCCAAAGAACAAAUAAUUAAUUUAGAGGAAAAAAUUAUUCGAGAAAAAAAUGAAAAUAUCAAAGAAUCAAAAAAACGAACACAAAUAGAAUAUGAACUUCAAACCAGCAAAUCCAAUUUCGAAAAGAAAAAUGCUGAAUUUGAAGCUCAAAAAAUACAACUUGAAAAUCGAAAAAAAGAAUUUGAAAAGAUUAAAAAAAAUGUUAGAAAAUUAGAGGAAGAUAAUGUUCGUUUAACAAAAAAUAAUGAUGUUCUUCAAGUACAAAUUGAUAAUGCUCAUAUGGAGUCCAGUAAAUAUACUAUGAGAAAUGAAAGAUUGACUAAUGAUUGUGCAAAUUAUGUAUUUCAAUUGAAAGAAAAAGAUGCUGAACUUGUACAAUUACGAAAAGAACAUGAUAAUGAUCAAAAGAAAAAAGAUCAACUAAACAAAAAUUUACAACAAGUUAGAGAUCAAAUUGGUGGAAUUGAACAACAACGAGAACGCUUACGUUUAACAAUAUUAUCAUUAGAACAAGAAAUAAUGCUGUAUAAAAAACAAAAAAAUGAAAAUCGUCAACAAUUUGAUACAUUAAUUCGCGAACGUGAAACAUUAAAUAAAACAUGCCAAAAAUUAAUAACUAAUAAUCGAAAACAAAUAGAUCAAAUGAAAAUGGUCGAGCAAUCAAAAACAACUUUAGAACAAGAUGUUAAAAUUUAUAAAGAAGAAGUACAGAAACAACAAAAAAUUAUUCUUCAAAUCGAAAAAGAACGAGAUCGUUACAUAAAUGAUGCUUCUAACUUAACAAAUGAAGUUGUCCUACUAAUGGACGAAGUCAAAAAGAGAGAAUCCGAAUCAUCUGGACCCAAGCAAAAAAUAAAGGAAUUACAAUCUCAAUUAAAAGAAAUACAAAAAUUGAAUGAAACAAUGGUAUUUGAACGUAGUUUGUAUUUAAAAAAUUCGACUGAAUAUCGAGAUGAAAUUGAUGACAAGAAACGUAAAUUAAAAAUGACAAGUCAUCAAGUAGAUCAAUUAAAAGAUCAAAUGCAAGAUAGAGAAAAAGCAUUAGUACAUACACAAGAUGAACGUGAUAAUAUUACAAAAGAAAAAAAUCAAUUAAUAUUCACUGUCGAACACUUAAAUAAUGAAUUGAAGAAACAAGAACAAGCUUAUAAAAUUGAACAAAUUGCAUUUGAAAAUUUAAAUAAAAAACUGACAAAUGCCAAUGAAAAAUAUGAAAAGCAAAUAAAACAAUUACAACAAGUUAUUGCUGAACGUAAUAUUCUUGGUUCACAACUUGUUCGUCGUAAUGAUGAACUGGCACUUCUCUAUGAAAAACUUAAAAUUCAACAAUCUGUCUUAAAUAGUGGCGAACUUCAAUAUAAAACUUGUCUUGAAGAUAUACGCAUACUAAAAUUAGAAUUAAAAAAAGUACGUCAUGAAAAAUCUAAUCUAUUAGAUAAAUUAUCUAAUACCGAUGAACUUAAGCGUGAAUUAUUCCAUUGUCAACGUGAAUUAAUACGUGAACGUACACGUUGUCAUGCAUUAGAAGAAGAAUUACAAAAUCCAAUAAAUAUACAUCGUUGGAGAAAAUUAAAAGGUAGUGAUCCAUCAACAUUUGAAUUAAUACAAAAAAUUCAAUUACUUCAAAAACGUUUAAUACAAAAAACAGAAGAAAUUGUUCAAAAAGAAUUAUUAAUACAAGAAAGAGAAAUGUCACAUGCUGCACUUAAACGUAUUUUAGCUCGUCAAUCAGAUGCGGAAGUUACUAAACAAUUAUCCGUAUAUCAAGAAACUCUUAAAGCUAACACAAGACAACUUAAAUCAUUGAUUGGUGAAGUCAAUAUGUAUGAAAGUCAAAUAGAUGAAUUUAAAAAUGAAGUUAAUAAACUAAAUCGACAAUUAGCCGAAUUACGACAGAAAUAUUUACUACAGAAGAAAAAAGAAUCUAUGGAAAAGGAAAGAAAACCUCUUGCUGAAUCACAUCAACUUACAGCAAUCAAUGAUGGUAUAACAUCGCAACAACUAAUGCCGUAUCAUAUGAAACCAAUGCGAUCAUAG